Lactuca virosa is the source of this 2408-nucleotide messenger RNA. The record is from the annotation of a GenBank genome assembly. NCBI's taxonomy places the organism in Eukaryota, Viridiplantae, Streptophyta, Magnoliopsida, Asterales, Asteraceae.
CGACAAAAAUUGAUGCAAGGAUCCAUCCAAACAUGGUUCACAGCACUACAGCAGUGUUGUGUUGGUAAAGCAACUAGCAUCGGCUUCCACCCGGUGAAAUUGUCCGCGGUUUCUUUCUUCAUAACUCAUAAUUUUGGUGGAAGUCUGUUUUGCUUUGCACCUCACUCUGCUUUCAAAUUCAUAUUUUGGUCCUGUCACAAAUCCGGAUCAAAUAAGUCUAUAUUGAUCCAAAGCUACCCAGAUUACAAGAUCGUUGUUCUUGACAAACUUGAUUACUGCUCAAAUCUCAAGAACCUCAACCCCUCCAAAUCAUCUCCCAACUUCAAAUUUGUCAAAGGAGACAUCGGAAGUGCAGAUCUGGUCAAUUACCUCUUAAUCACCGAAUCCAUUGACACCAUAAUGCACUUUGCUGCUCAAACCCAUGUAGACAACUCAUUCGGAAACAGUUUUGAGUUCACAAAAAACAACAUAUAUGGGACCCACGUGCUUCUCGAAGCCUGCAAAGUCACCCGCCAGAUCAGACGAUUCAUCCACGUCAGCACAGACGAAGUGUAUGGUGAAACAGAGGAAGACGCCAUUGUUGGCAACCAUGAAGCUUCACAACUUCUUCCCACAAAUCCAUAUUCUGCUACAAAAGCAGGUGCAGAAAUGCUUGUGAUGGCUUAUGGUAGAUCAUACGGAUUACCCGUGAUUACAACAAGAGGAAAUAAUGUUUAUGGCCCAAAUCAAUUCCCAGAAAAACUAAUCCCUAAAUUCAUUCUCUUAGCCAUGAGAGGGAAACCACUUCCCAUUCAUGGAGAUGGAUCUAAUGUCAGAAGUUAUCUCUACUGUGAAGAUGUUGCUGAAGCUUUUGAAGUCAUUCUUCACAAAGGCGAAGUGGGACAUGUUUACAACAUUGGAACCAAAAAAGAAAGACGAGUCAUCGAUGUUGCUAAAGACAUGUGUAACCUUUUCAACAUGGAUCCUGAAUCAAGCAUCAAGUUUGUUGAAAACAGACCUUUCAACGAUCAAAGAUACUUUCUAGAUGAUGAAAAGCUCAAAAGCUUAGGGUGGGCCGAAAGAACAACAUGGGAAGAAGGUUUGAAAAAGACAAUGGAAUGGUACACCAGCAACCCCGAUUGGUGGGGUGAUGUAUCGGGUGCACUCCUCCCUCAUCCAAGAAUGCUAAUGAUGCCAGGUGGCGUUGAACGAGUGGUCGAAGUAUCCGAAAACAUUCAAUCCGAUUCCCCUCAUGCUGUUGUUAACCCUUCCCAAUUCCGAAAAGUGGGACCCGUUACCAAACCAAAUAAACCAUCUUUCAAGUUCUUGAUUUAUGGGAAAACAGGGUGGAUCGGUGGAUUACUUGGGAAACUAUGUGAAAAACAAGGAAUCCAAUACGAAUACGGAAAAGGGCGUUUGGAGAAUCGGGCACAAAUUGUAGAAGAUAUCCAAAAAAUCAAACCCACCCAUGUUUUCAAUGCUGCGGGUAUCACGGGUCGACCCAAUGUCGAUUGGUGCGAAUCACAUAAAACCGAAACGAUUCGCACCAAUGUCUCCGGGACCCUCACUUUAGCAGAUGUCUGCAAAGAAUCCGGAAUCUUGAUGAUCAAUUUCGCCACCGGAUGUAUUUUCGAAUACGAUGAGAAGCAUCCGGAAGGUUCCGGAAUCGGUUUCAAAGAAGAAGACACUCCUAAUUUCACCGGAUCCUUCUAUUCCAAAACCAAGGCUAUGGUUGAGGAGCUACUGAAAGAAUACGACAACGUGUGCACAUUGCGGGUCCGGAUGCCGAUUUCAUCGGAUCUAAACAACCCGCGAAACUUUAUUACGAAAAUCGCGCGAUACGACAAAGUGGUGAAUAUUCCGAACAGUAUGACGAUUUUGGAUGAGCUUUUACCGAUAUCGAUUGAAAUGGCGAAGAGAAACUUGAGGGGGAUAUGGAAUUUUACAAAUCCGGGGGUUGUGAGUCAUAAUGAAGUAUUGGAGAUGUAUAAGGAGUAUAUAAAUCCGGAGUUUAAGUGGACGAAUUUUACAUUGGAAGAGCAAGCGCGAGUGAUUGUUGCACCAAGGAGUAAUAAUGAAUUGGAUAUGACGAAAUUGAAGGAGGAGUUUCCGGAGUUGUUGUCGAUUAAGGAGUCGUUGAUCAAGUAUGUGUUUGAACCGAAUAAAAAAGUUUAAAUUUAUUAUUAUUAUUAUUAUUAUUGUUACAUGUGUAAUGUUUAAAUAGUUUGAGAUGAUAGGAAAAGGAAGAUCAUACUGAUAGUCUUGAUACUAUAUUGUUAGCAGAUUGGUAUUCUUGGUUUCUUUACAGGUUUAAUUUGUUGUUAAUUACAGAAUGGUUAUUUUGAUAUAUUAAUGUUGUUUUUUUUUCUGUGAAUUUGAAUUUUGUUAUGGUUUAUUCAAAGUAUGUUGUUUUUAGUGGGUUUGUUUUU